ACAUUCUCCAUUUGAUUCACUUCUCAGAAACUCAUUCAAAGACUUCAUCACAAGUCGAUCACAAAAUCAUGGUCAAGCCUUCACUUCUUAACCCAAGAUGCGCUCGUUGUCCUUCAAACCAAGAUCUCAAAUCAUGCACUGGUUGUAAAGUUCAACAAUAUUGUAGUGAAACACAUCAAAGAGAAGAUUGGACGAAUCACAAAAAAGAUUGUAAAUCGAUCAAGAAAUCAAGAAUGAGAUUAGAAGAAGCCAUUCAAGAACAUCCAAACGAUCCAUCCUUCAAUACUGCACCUUUAUCAUUACGUUCAACUUAUAUUACCUAUAGAUCUAAUCUUAUAGAUAGUUUAAUGAAGAUUCACACCAAAGAUUCGGUUUCUGAAGCAUUAGAACAUGGAAUGAUCAUUGUGAAAUCUUCUACCGGUAUAAUUGGUUUAGAUCCGGUUGAAACUAUUGAAACAAGAGAUUUAGUACCAUUCUUAAUGAUCAGAUUAGAACAAGAUCAAGAAGCUUACGAUUAUGUUAGAGGUAGAAUUAAUAUGCAAGUAGAUCCUUCUUCUCCUUUUAGUCGAUUGUUUGCUCAUCAAUCAAUGGGACCUAAAGUUUCGACUUAUGAUGUAUUCGAAUCAGUUGAUCAACUUUGUUCGAUGCCUUUGAUUUCUAGUUUAGUGGCUGGAGUUUUAUUAAAAGUGAAAUUUUUAAUCGAUUUAACAAAUUUAAAACUUAUUCAAGAUUUAAAUCAAAAAAUACCACAAGAAAUUAUAGAUCGAAUCAAAUUUACUUCACUUAAAUCUCAAUUGAUUUUUCAAAAGAAGAAAUUGAUUUUAAAAGAUAAUUGGGAUUUAGAAAUCAAAUUGAUGAUCAAACAUAUUAAGCAACUUAAAAAAGAAAUUGAUUUAAUUAAUCCUAAAUUUUUUGUUGAAUUCUUUGAUAUUAAGAAAGGUGAAUCAAUUCAAGAUUGGUUACCACCACAUAAAUGUAGAUGUGGACCUAAUCAAGAUAUAGAUGAACAAAUGCAAUUGGUUUUUAGGUAUUCUUGUGAUGCUUGGAAAGGGGUUGAAGGAGCUGUUGAAGUUAUGAAAAAUUUCUUAUAAACAACAGAAUACAUCAAGAUUUGGUGAAAAAGAUUCUUAUCUCUAGUUUCUCAGAAACAGGUCCUUUUAAAAUCACUCGACUCAUUUUUCUCAAUUAUCACUCAAACUUUUUCUAUUCACUUCAACAACCUCUGUUUUUUUAUGAUGUCCUGCUCAUUCAUCAUUUCAUCAAAUCAAUCAAUCACUCUUUCUCUUAUCAACAUAUCUUUCUCUCAACAAAAAACCUGAUUCCAUUACAUACCUGUACUUGUUCUUUUCUAUUUUUCUUCUUUUUGAUGCGUUGUUGUUGUAGCCUGAAAAUGAUUUUGAUUAAAAUCUAAAAAAAAUUGAUGGUAUGUUGUUCUUACUAAAAAAUCCUUUUCUUUGUGUGAUUGUAAAGAUUUCAAGAAUAAAAUC
Molecule: messenger RNA, 1487 nt
Organism: Melampsora larici-populina 98AG31
Lineage: Eukaryota; Fungi; Basidiomycota; Pucciniomycetes; Pucciniales; Melampsoraceae
Exons: 2
Coding region: 69-1091 (340 amino acids)
Source: RefSeq, a predicted model, not a curated record